Messenger RNA from Oncorhynchus kisutch (coho salmon), 895 nucleotides. RefSeq names its product protein mago nashi homolog. NCBI's taxonomy places the organism in Eukaryota, Metazoa, Chordata, Actinopteri, Salmoniformes, Salmonidae. Bases 454 to 762 code for a protein of 102 amino acids. The record is from RefSeq and is a predicted model, not a curated record. Gene Ontology annotation, biological process: RNA splicing. Gene Ontology annotation, cellular component: nucleus; exon-exon junction complex; catalytic step 2 spliceosome. The transcript has 5 exons.
AAGUAUCUGUUCAAAUCCACAUGCUGCGUUCAAAACAACUGGGAACAUGGAAAUCUCUGACUUCCGACCUCAGUUCGUUCAAAACAACUGGGAACUUGGAAUAAAACUAGCUCCGACUCUGAAAAGUAUUUUUGAACUCGGUAUUCCAACUCGGGCCUCUUUCUAGAGCUCGGACUUUACGACCAGAAGAUCACUGACGUCAUGAUUUGACCUCACCCCCUGUUUUGAACGCAGCAACACACGGCUGAUCCUGACAUUGCAGGAAUAUUGUACGUGGUAGGUGUGGUGAAGUUCUCGGAGCUGGAGGCUUGCACCGAGGGUCAGGAUAAAGAUGAGUCUGUGGCAGUCGGAGUGAAGUUUUUGGAAAAAGUGGACCCUUGCCUUUUGAAUUAUACGUUUUUUCUACCAGGUAAGCUGAGAUACGCGAACAACAGCAACUACAAGAAUGAUGUCAUGAUCAGGAAAGAGGCAUACGUACACAAAAGUGUGAUGGAGGAACUGAAGAGGAUCAUAGAUGACAGUGAGAUCACCAAGGAAGAUGAUGCACUGUGGCCACCCCCAGACAGAGUGGGCAGACAGGAGCUGGAGAUCGUCAUUGGGGAUGAGCACAUUUCCUUCACAACUUCCAAGAUUGGUUCCUUGAUUGAUGUCAACCAGUCGAAGGACCCAGAAGGCCUCCGUGUGUUCUACUACCUGGUCCAGGAUCUGAAAUGUCUUGUCUUCAGUCUCAUCGGGCUACACUUCAAGAUCAAGCCCAUCUAAGAGGAGUGGAUGGUUUUUUCUCUGUUGGAAAAUGUUUUAUGUUUGCGCCGAUUACAACAUUUGUACAUUUGCUUUUGGUCGAUCUGUUCUUUUUUAAAUUUUAAAUAAAUCAUUGGGAAAAUGCCAUGUUUAA